AUGCCUAGGAGUAAUAGUUGGCAAAAAGACCUAAGGAGAAAAAUUUGCUGGAGCCUUAGAAACUUAUACGGAAUAAUUUUGCCUUUUGAUAUUGCUCCGGUUCAAAUUGCCUUUAUAAUUAUCGGAGAAAGCGAAGAAUUAUUUAAUUAUUAUCAAGAAAUAUACAAUUCACUAAUUACCUAUUACCGUUGCCAACUAUACAAUAAAACUUCUCGCGUUAAUUUAAAUGUUCUCCAAGCUGACCGAGAAGGUUGUCCGUUCAAAAUAAUAUUAGGAAAAGAAGAAUUAAAAAAAAAUGAAAUUACUUUGGUGAGAAGGGAUAACGUGGAAAGAAAAAUUACCAUUAGUUUAGAAAGUAGUGAAAUUGAAAAAAAAUUGUUCACAAUUUACCAAAAGAAUAUCGAGGAAAUGAGCAAAGUUUAUGAUAAAAAUGAAAAAGUUCAAAAAGCACUAGAAAAUAAUAAGGAAAAACAGUUUAACCAUUUUAAAAAAGGAGAAAAGGUGGGGAAAAUUGCCGGUGUCAUUGGCAAAGAAAUUGCCGAGUUUCAAAAAAAUCUUUAUCAAAAAAGUGCAAAUUUUCGUGAUGACCAUAUUUUCCCCCUCGAUAGUUUUUCCGAAUUAGAAGCAAAAAUAAAAAAAGGAGUAGUGGGAUUAUUUUUAGUUCCUUUUUGUAACAAUUUAGAUUGUGAGAUAAAAAUUAAAGAAAAAGUGCCUUCUUAUACCAUUCGCUGUAUUUCUUUAGUUAAAAAGCCUGAAGCAAGAGAAAAAUGUAUUUUUUGCUCCACGCCUGCUAUUGAUUAUGUUUAUCUAGGAAGGUCUUAUUAA
This is a messenger RNA of Funneliformis geosporum, 825 nucleotides long. The record is from the annotation of a GenBank genome assembly. NCBI's taxonomy places the organism in Eukaryota, Fungi, Glomeromycota, Glomeromycetes, Glomerales, Glomeraceae.